Brassicogethes aeneus is the source of this 1727-nucleotide messenger RNA. NCBI's taxonomy places the organism in Eukaryota, Metazoa, Arthropoda, Insecta, Coleoptera, Nitidulidae. The record is from the annotation of a GenBank genome assembly.
GUUCGCAAUGAUCAAGUUGCUUUUGACCAUUGUAUGCUGCGUAGCGGCUGUUAACAGUGCAAAAAUUAUAGGAAUUUUUAUGACACCUAGUUACAGUCAUCAAGUUGUGUUUCAACCAAUAUGGAAGGAGUUAUCCUUACAAGGACAUGAUGUUACAGUGAUAACUACGAACCCGCUCAACGAUCCAACUUUAGUAAACCUGACGGAAAUCGAUAUUGGUGAUUUUAGUUACGCCGAGUGGAAAAAAAGUUCCUUACUAACAUUAGGAUUAAGACCUCACAGCGUGACUGAAGAACUCCAGGAAAUUUCAAAAGCCUACAUGAAUUUAUCGCACGUGCAACUAUCACACCCAAUAUUCCAGGAGAUAAUCAAAAAUCAAAGUAAGCACCACUACGACCUCUUUUUGGUGGAGUAUCUUUGGCCGAGCAUGUACCCAUUCAAAGACAUCUUCAACUGUCCCAUGGUUGGAAUUCUCUCAUUGCCAAUGGUGAGCAGUUCUUACUCUUAUAUGGGUAUGCCUCAUCAUCCAGUUUUAGACCCCGAUAUGAUUCUACCUUUUGCCACGGAUUUAAGUUUCCAAGAAAGAAUUGGUAGUGUGGCAUUUAACCUUGUAUUUAAACUCGCCGGUGCUAUUCAGUUGGCCCCCAAAAUCAACGCUCUCAACAGAAAAUAUUUCGGGGAACAUGUCAGGCCUUACAGGGAUAUCGCCAAGGAAGUUAGUUUGGUUAUUGUGAACAGCAACAUGGUUAAUGCCAAUAUCAAACCAUUGAUACCACAAGUCAUUGAGAUUUCCGGAAUACACAUCAAACCAAAAAAGCCAUUGCCAAAAGAUUUGAAAGCAAGUUUGGAUAACGCUCAGCAAGGAGUCAUAUAUUUCUCCCUUGGAACCAACAUGAAAAGCAACUCUCUCCCCAAAGAAAAGACGAAGUUAUUCUUGGAUGCUUUCGCUGAACUUCCCUAUAAAGUAAUCUGGAAGUUCGAAACAGACGAUAUUUCCGACCUUCCCAAAAACGUGGAAGUUUGGAAAUGGCUACCCCAACAAGACCUCUUGGGGCACAAAAACAUUAAACUUUUUAUAACACAAGCUGGAAUUCAAUCGAUCGAUGAAUCAAUGUACAAUAAAGUCCCGUUAUUGGCCAUCCCAUUCUUCGCCGACCAGAGGUUUAACGCCGACAAAGUAACCAAAAACGGCGGAGGUUUGUCUCUUGAUUACCACUCAUUUACGAAAGAAGAAUUAAAAGAAAAAAUCCUUACAAUCAUCGAGGAUAAAAAAUAUAAGAAGCGAGUGGAAAAAUUGGCAGCAAUCGCCUUUGAUCAUUCAGUUUCACCAUUAGAAAAAGCAGUGUGGCAUGUUAAUUAUGUUUUAAGGCAUGACGGUGCCGGUCACCUCAGAUACAAGGGUUUAGAUAUUCCAACAUAUCAAUACUUCAUGCUUGAUGUUAUAGCUGUGUUCUUGAUUGUUAUUUUAUUUGUGUUUUUGACUCUUCUUAAGAUUAGCCAGUUUGCUAUCAGAAAAUUAAAAAAAUUGUAUUCGGCAUAUGAUGCUAUGUUUUUUGGCAAAAGCAAAACGCUGUAAAUAAUUGUAUUAAUGUUUUGUUUGGAUAUUCUAAACGUACAAGAGAGAUCUUAUUGUGAUGACUUAGGCUAGGUUUUAUACUGUGUUAUAAAAUUAUAAUACAAAAAAUUAUAUUUUAAUUUGUUUGUUUUAAUCAAUCUUUUACCCAUUU